AUGUGGCCUCGGUGCGAGUUAGUUUACCUGGAGGGUGCCAACGCUUCGUGGGGAUCGCCCGAAAGCAACCAGUACCACAUACAGACCGACGAAGGUCCGGAGCGUUAUUUCCGCUACCAGACGGAUAACGGUCAGUUCCGGAAGGAGAAGCGGUUGCAGGAUGGUACGGUGAUUGGAACAGAUGCUUGGAUUGACGCGUCGGGCUACUUACGACAGAACGACUACAUCGCCGACCACAAGGGCUAUCGGAUUCUGAAGUCGAAAACGGUAUUCGUUGGCCGGGAUCGACCGAUUCAGGAUGCUAUCAAGGUGGCCAAAAAUAAGCCAGCAGAUUCGGGUGUCCUGGUACCAUCGGAUCCUUCCUACGAACCUCCGGCGCCUGCGUCCCAUCCACCUCAGCAUCAGCAUAGUCCACCACCGAACCGUCCCAUCGCCGUCGUUCCCUCGACUCCCACCCCCGUUUCCGUUCACUCAACACCAUCCUUGAAUGCGGUCUUCAUCCGGCCUCAUUCACAGCCGGUCGCGUCCAACUAUCUCCCUCCGACAACGGACCACCAAUACUUGCCCCCUUCAUCGGUGGGUGCUCCUCCUCCAGCCAGCAGAUACUACCCGACGGUUUCCGCGCGACCACCGGCCCUCGACCUUUAUGUCCCCUCAACCACAUACACUCCUCUGACCGGCAACGAGCUGUCUUCGACUCCCAUCGCCGUAUACGCUCCUUCGUCCACGCCGUCGCCAUUGAGGGACAGGUCGGAGGCCCAUCUACCACCGCUCGUGAUCUACAACCACAACGCACCGUCUGUUCCCGGAUCCGAUCAUGGUGGGUAUGUGGCGGCAACAACCUACAACCCACCGCACCGGCGAAGGAGACCUCACCCAGCCGAAAGGCGCCGUCGGCCGUCGUCAAGUGAGCCGAUUCUGAUCAGCUCCUCGAGGCCCUACGUGGAGCACACCACCCCACCAUCGGUGCAUCUCAAACCGCUGGCCGUGCAGCUGCAAUCGAUCGAGUCCGGCAACGAGCUGCUCGAGCACUCUCAACCCUCGUUCAACCGCGAUCUAAUCGAUCCACCACCGCAAUCCGCUGGCCAGUACCAGCGCCGAUACUACGGCGACGUCGUCGUUCCCGAGCAGGAGGUAACCGUGCGGAGGUCUGGCGAAAGCCACCCGUACGAUGGCGUGGCCGUCACGAACGAUGGCUUCCGGUAUUAUUUGCCCCGGCAGUACCACGAGGAGCGCAACUCGGGCAGUGACACCCGGGAUGGUUCCUUUGGGUACAUCGAUCCGUUCGGGAUUCGGCGCGUCGUGUACUACAACACCGGACCCAACAAGGGUUUCGUCCACCGGAAAAACAACCGCUUCGUUGGGUUCGACGCGACACCGUACGACCCAAGGCCGGUCGCGUAG
Messenger RNA from Anopheles coustani, 1404 nucleotides. RefSeq lists its product as uncharacterized. NCBI's taxonomy places the organism in Eukaryota, Metazoa, Arthropoda, Insecta, Diptera, Culicidae. Gene Ontology annotation, cellular component: chitin-based extracellular matrix. The transcript is spliced from 4 exons. The record is from RefSeq and is a predicted model, not a curated record. Bases 1 to 1404 code for a protein of 467 amino acids. Gene Ontology annotation, molecular function: structural constituent of chitin-based larval cuticle.